This is a messenger RNA of Zerene cesonia (dogface butterfly), 1281 nucleotides long. Its product is annotated as cysteine dioxygenase type 1. The record is from RefSeq and is a predicted model, not a curated record. The transcript has 7 exons. Gene Ontology annotation, molecular function: cysteine dioxygenase activity; ferrous iron binding. NCBI's taxonomy places the organism in Eukaryota, Metazoa, Arthropoda, Insecta, Lepidoptera, Pieridae. Gene Ontology annotation, biological process: L-cysteine catabolic process. Bases 186 to 1142 code for a protein of 318 amino acids.
AGUUUACGCGCGGGAAAAUUAUCUGUCAUUCGACAUUCGCCAAUUGACAGCGCGGCAACGCGGUUGCGCUAACGGUUUUGCAAAAAGGUUGUAUAUACCUAAUUUAUGUUUUGUGAUAGUCAAGUGAAUGGGUGUAUAACCAGUUGCUGAGUUGUUUUCCUACUUGAAGUAAUAAACGAAGGAACAUGGACAUCGAGAACGCGAAUUGCAAAGCGAAGCUGUCAGAAUGCGUGCACAAUAUACAACUAGAUGAUAUAUCAAUUGAAAGGCCAUUAAAAGUAGACGUACAAAUCACAGGACUCGAGAGAUUACUAGAAGAACUGCACAGGGUGUUCUCCAAGAACCAUGUCAAUAUACAGGAUGUUCAGAAACUGAUGCUUAGUUACAAAUCGGACCCUAAAGAUUGGAGGAAGUACGCGAAAUAUGAUCGUUUUAGGUAUACUCGCAACCUGGUAGAUGCUGGAAAUGGCGCCUUCAACAUCAUGGUGCUUUGCUGGGGACCAGGUCACGCAUCAGCUAUCCAUGACCAUGCUGACUCCCAUUGUUUUAUGAAGUUACUCAGUGGCAACUUGGAUGAAGUCAGAUACGAUUGGCCGGAAAACGUUCAACCGGAAGUUGUGAAAAAAUUAAAACGGAAACCGACGAGACGUUGCUGUUCCGAAAGCGAAGAUUUAACCGAUGACAUGAGGAGAAUGGGCGCCAAGUGCCCCAACGGCAACUGUAACAGCAACGUCACGAAUGACACUGACAUCCGUCAAAACGACGGCGGUCAGUUUGAUAGCUGUCAGAAUGGUAACGGUGACGUUGACGGCUCUCAGAAUGGCGGGAACAUUGGCAAGCCGAAUUGCGAAUACACAGACGGUUAUGACAUUGAGAGCAUGAAGGAGACCGGUCGCACGAGACUGGAAGUCAAUGAUGUUUGCUAUAUCAAUGACGCCCUCGGCCUCCACAGGAUGGAGAAUCCGUCACACGUGGACGGCGCCGUGUCGUUACACUUGUAUUGUCCUCCGUUCGACAGUUGUCGCGUUUUCGACGCAAGAACUGGCAAGCCCACUGAAGUUAAAGUGACCUUUUGGUCCAUGUAUGGAAAGAAGAUUAAGAGGGUGAUGGAAGCCAACGAAAUAGCUGACAGUCAACAAUAGCCUGCUGUGAAGAAAUCUAUUUUAUUAUUUAAAUUAUUACACGUGCAGUGAACUUAUUUUAUUUACUAUAUUUUGAUAAGUACGAGAUUAUUUUUAGUGAAUUUUACAUUAUAUUGCAAUAAAUAUUUUUAUCUUUAUU